AUGACAACCAAGAUACGCAUAGUGAUUCGAUCUUUUGAGAAGAAAUUCUUGGAAAACCCUUUUGGGGGGCUUCCGCGUGACACACGAAAGAUUGGAUUGCCUGAAUCACGAGUCAAAUAUACUGUGUUACGAUCACCUCAUAUUGAUAAAAAGUCCAGAGAACAAUUUGAAAUGGAAAGAAAGAAACAAUUGCUGGUCAUCAAAACAGAAACGCAUGAAUUGCGCAAGAAGUUCUUUCGGUUAAAACGCCAGCGUAUAUUUGGAGCUCAAUAUGAAAUCCUCUUUUCUUGCAAGACCCGUUCGGAUAAGGGCAAACCCCUGAUGACGCUUUGA
This is a messenger RNA of Nymphaea colorata (pocket water lily), 333 nucleotides long. The record is from the annotation of a RefSeq genome assembly. Lineage: Eukaryota; Viridiplantae; Streptophyta; Magnoliopsida; Nymphaeales; Nymphaeaceae.